Messenger RNA from Microbotryum saponariae, 2002 nucleotides. NCBI's taxonomy places the organism in Eukaryota, Fungi, Basidiomycota, Microbotryomycetes, Microbotryales, Microbotryaceae. The record is from the annotation of a GenBank genome assembly.
AUGACGUUACCAACAAGGGGUGUCACGCUUCCUCCCGAGCUACUCCAGGCGAUCCUGUCGCGCCUACCGACCCAAUUGCAUUUGUCGAUCCAGACGUUGCUCGCGUGCUCGGCUUCGUCUCGGUCACUGCGUCAGAUCGCGCUGGACAGCUACUUGUGGCGACCCCACGUCGCAGCAAGAUGGCGCCGCGGCAAGCAGUGCACCUAUGACGAGGAUGCACACCAAUUCUACCGCAUGCGAUCCAUGCGAGAUACCCAAGCAGAGCACGAUAUCGGGACACUCGCUUCGACGUCGCACGGCCGCAUACCCUUGAUCGAAGCACUGCGAGGCCAAGGCGACGAGGUGAUCGAGGCCCUGGAGCAACUCCAGCGCCUCAGAGAUUUCGACAGACCCCUGACCUGGCUUUCGGAACGGUACUGGGCCAAACAAGCCUACCGCUGUAUCUUGAGGGACCAGGCGAUCGCGGUCUGGGCCACUAUCGCCGAUGAGACCGUCGAGCAGGAGGACUCGUUUGAAAAGGGGAUCUGGGCCUUUGUCGCGUUCCGGGAUGGUGUAGACUAUAGGGAUGUGAGUCGCACUCCCCAUCAGACCGGUACACCACCCCUCCAUCCGAUGAGAGUGCCGCGAGCUCAUCGCUUCGACCACCUCAUAUUGUAUUGCACAGUAUCUUCACAGCUACGACAUGGUUCGACAUCCCGAGCUGUUGGCCACACUUGCUUCACAGCGGUGCCAAGGCGAGGCGCUCUUGGAGCACGUCGCCGUUUCCGUCAUGUCCUACAUGCGUCGGAUCGGAUUCAGAGCCGCGGAUGCGACCUCGUUCCAUGAUCUCGACAACCACUUUUUGUCGCACGUUUGGAGCGGCAUCGACCCAGAUGCCGACCCAAGUGCUCGGUCCGAGUCCGGGACAUUGCCCAUGUCUCUCGUGUCGAUCUUCUGCUCAUUCGUCCGACGACUGCCUAAGGAGUACAAUAUCAGGGCCAAACCCAUCGGACUUCCUGGCGUGAUGCUGGCUGGCGUUGCGUUGGGAGACAGUGCAGACUGGGUCAUGGUCAACGUGUUUGAAGGCAAGAUCGCCCAGCCCAGCGACCUUCAAAGGAUGCUGCUUGGCAUGAGACUCGAGAUGGUGAUGCCCAUUAGUCGCCUUGAACCCGCUUCGGCCAAGACCAUGGUGAGUCGACAUGUCUUGACGCCCAAGCGGUGCUGUGGCCACUUGCUGACGGUACCGAUUGCAGUGCGGGCGAGUGGCGCAAAAUAUUCUCACCUCGGUUCGACGAGGCGAUGAUGAUGCUGUCCAAGAUCACUACGUCUUGAUUUCGGCGCAUUACUCUGUCGCUCUGGCUCUAUACCACUUUGCGGCGCCCGAAUCGCGGCACUUGUACGCCAACUGGGUCGUAUCAAUCAUUCAGGCCGAGUAUCCGCAUGAUGUCUCGUACCUCGAGAACACGCUGUCCCAGGUCUUUACGGGCGAGCGCGCCGAGACGGUCCUACGCCUUUGUCGUGAGAUGCGUGAUGAUGAUAUGGUCGAACCGGAACCGCAAUUGGGGACCUCGAGGAUCCGGUGGAGAAUCGGGCAGGUCAGUACCUUUAUCUGACCAAAAAUUUGCGCGAUCUUCAUCCUCAACUUCUCCAAUCUUAUCAAUGUUCUCAGGUCUUCCGACAUCGAUUGUUCGGCUACUGCGGUGUCGUCAGAGGAUUCGACGAAGAGUGUUUGGCCAGCGAAGAAUGGAUCCAAUCGAUGGGCGUCGACACCCUACCUUACGGCAGGUCCCAACCCUUUUACCACGUCAUCAUCGAAGGCGGGGGCACGCGCUACGUCGCACAGGAGAACAUCGCCGACGAGGAACACCGCUCGAUUCCGUUCGAAUGCAUCGAGAACCUCGCGGGACUCUCCGUGAUGGGGAGAUACUUUUGCAGUAUGGAUAUGGACAUGCGUGGCAGGUGGAGGUUCGUCAAAUCGUGCGAGACGGCGGCGAUGUACCCCGAACCGAGCCCGACCGCUUGA